Molecule: messenger RNA, 1123 nt
Organism: Amborella trichopoda
Lineage: Eukaryota; Viridiplantae; Streptophyta; Magnoliopsida; Amborellales; Amborellaceae
Product: putative serine/threonine-protein kinase PBL28
Biological process (GO): protein phosphorylation
Molecular function (GO): protein kinase activity; ATP binding
Source: RefSeq, a predicted model, not a curated record
CCCAAAGAACAAAUAUCUGGUGUGGAGCAUGGUAUUGACCCUAGUCAUGGCGUUCACUGCACUACUCCUGAUUGUCUUGCUCAUAAGACUAGUGCAAAACAAGAAGGAGAAGGACACAAAAUCUCUCCAAGCACUGCCAUCUAUGUCCAUAAAAGAGGUGAGCACCUGGUCGGGGCUCUACAGAUUCUCGAAAGAGGAGAUUGAAAAUGCCAUGAACUCCAUCAACCCAAGGGUGUGCCUUGGCUAUGGAAGCGCAGGCAUAGUGUACAAGGGUGUCCUUCCAAGUGGCCAAGUAGUGGCCAUUAAACACAUACAGCGUCGCAGCACUGCAGACUCGUUCUAUGCAGAAGUUCAUGGCCUCUCGAGGAUACGUCACCCCAAUCUCGUCUGCCUCUUUGGUUGCUGUGAGGAAGAUCAACAGCAAUACUUAGUCUAUGAAUAUUGCCCUAACGGGAACCUCUCUUACCAACUCCGAAGAAAUGAGACAUUUCUUUCUUGGGAGAGAAGGCUAACCAUACUGAGAGAUUGUGCUUUGGCUCUCAGAUUUCUUCAUAAUUAUCCAGACGGGUGCAUUGUUCAUAGGGAUAUCAAGCUAACUAAUAUUUUGCUGGGUGAAAAUUUUGAGGCAAAACUUUCAGAUUUCGGAUUAGCAAAAAUGUUGGGGAUGGAGCAGAGUAAGGUGUUUACAGAGGUGAAAGGCACAAUCGGGUACAUGGAUCCUGAGUAUGCUAGCAAUGCUACACUCACAUUAGCCAGUGAUAUAUAUAGCUUUGGCAUUGUUAUUCUGCAAAUUCUUUCAGGAAGGAGAGUCAUUGAGCUUGACGUGUUGGCUCGAGAUACGCUGGCUAGAACGGCAAAGGAUGUGAAUUCAGGAAUCCGACCCUUGUCUGAUCUUGUAGAUCCAAAGUUGAAUGGAAAGUACGAUGAGGAACACUUCCGGUCUAUAUUGUAUGUCGCAGUUCUCUGUGUUGCUCAGUCAAGUGAUGGCCGCCCUGAUAUUAACAAUGUCUAUGAUGUGAUGGAGAAUGCUUAUAAGCACUGCAAGUCUGGAAUGGGGUUGGACGAGAUAAGCUUGAAGAUUGUUGCUCCCAAAUCGCGCCCUUUUGAUAUUAUGAAGGCUUAA